This is a messenger RNA of Pectinophora gossypiella (pink bollworm), 4037 nucleotides long. RefSeq names its product toll-like receptor 2 (gene 2mit). The record is from RefSeq and is a predicted model, not a curated record. Gene Ontology annotation, molecular function: protein binding. Lineage: Eukaryota; Metazoa; Arthropoda; Insecta; Lepidoptera; Gelechiidae. The transcript is spliced from 2 exons. Bases 333 to 2822 code for a protein of 829 amino acids.
GCCACCGGCCGUGCCCCACCACCGCGCCGCGCUGCGCCUCGCGUCACGUGCUCCACAGGCACGACACUUACGUCGCCGAACUCUACACUUCGCACGCAGCUAUCGAUUGAGCUCGAUCUUAGUGACUGCCAAAACAGCAUGAGUGACACUUUUGGCUCUCCCACCGCGCCGGUUUGAAAGUGCUUGUGCUCGUGUGAAGUUUUAAUCAUGCCUUUACCGCGAAGAACACAAAAUAAAUUCUGUGUCAUCGUAAUCCAGAACAUGAUUCACUUUAAUCGACGACAGUAUCACCUGGUUUUUAAUCCGGCGUAAUCGCAGACGGUGCAUUAGACAUGGCUCUGUCUCUGAAGAAAUGUUUACUGCUAGUGGUUGUAUCUUUAUGGCAAGUAACGAAUCUAGCUGGAACCUGUCCAGAAAUAUGUUCUCGUAGCAAUACAACUUUAACUGAAAAAUGUUCUUAUAAUAUAAGUUUAAAGGAAAAAUUAAAAAGUCAUCUAGUGACUGAGUGUUGUGACGAAAAUGGGCAGCUUGCAACGUGGUUGAAAAAGAACGUAAACAAAACUCUCUUAGAAGUUUAUAUUACUUUUGGAACAGCAUGUACUACUAGAAAUUUUCAUUUCGAUUCACCGUUGUUAGAUGCUUUCUCAGUCGCUGUUAGAAAUACAAAGUUUCACUCCAUAAGAAUUAAUGUCAAGACGCAAAAUUUGCGGGAAAUUGACCUGUCAUCAAACAAAUUGAAAUACAUCAAUAAAGGAUAUUUUAAUAUUUUUUCAAAUCUUCGGAAAUUAAUUCUGAGCAAGAAUGAGAUAGUUAAUAUAUUCCAGGAAAGUUUUAAUGGAUUAUCGAAAUUGGAAUCCUUGGAUUUAUCAGAAAAUAAUUUGACAAGUUUGGCAAAUGUUUUCACGCCACUUAAAAAUUUACAACAUCUCAAUUUAAGUAGAAAUAACAUCCAGUUUAUCCAUGAAAACUAUUUCAAUAACUGGCUGUUGCAGCAUUUGGACGUUUCACAUAAUAAUCUGAGGAAGUUGGCGCCGGGAGCUCUGCAGUUGUUGCCGAAUUUAGCUCGACUGCUCUUAACUGACAAUCCACACUUGGGAGUAACGCAGCUGGAUACGCAACUACUAGUAGGCACUGGCCGAAGGCUACAACAAAUAGAUGCAUCCCGAACCGGUCUGUUUCAAGUACCUGAAGCAUUUACACACUCUGUCCGGUUUCUGUCCCUCGUCGGAAAUCGAAUAUCAAGCAUCAGAUGUGGCGACCUCGACAGCUAUCCGUUGCUGCAGUCUCUCGACUUCUCUGACAACAAAAUCAUUUCUGUCGAAGAUGACUCAUUGGGUAGACUAGAAAUGUUGCUGUUUCUUAAUAUUAAUAAGAAUAUUCUAACGUCUGUACCCAGAUCUCUUCCCGACGAAUUAAAAUAUUUAUCCAUAAAUUAUAACUUGAUUAAGAAUUUGACAAUACCAGAUUUCAAGAAUUUACCAAAUCUUCGUAUAUUGAUGUUGAAGAGGAAUAAAAUACGCUAUAUUCAGGACCACGUAUUUGAUGAUCUCUUAUCAUUGGAAAUGUUGGAUCUAUCCGAAAAUCCUAUACAAACAUUGUCAUCGAAUACAUUCGAUGGGCCAUUAUCUCUACGAGACUUACGGCUGUGUUUCCUAAACUUGUCGGUGCCCGCUCAGGAUGGCUCGUUCCCGAUGUCGUCUCCGGAGAGUGUGCAGAUGCUGCACCUGCAGGCCAGCCCCGGCCUAGCGCGCCAGCUGCUCGCAGACUCCGCCGCGCUCGCCGCAUUUUCACAUCUACAGUACUUAGACCUCAGAAUGAAUAAUCUCUCUACUAUAAGGAACGACUUAUUAUUCUACCUUGCACAAUUAAAGACUUUGAGAUUACAUGGAAAUAAUAUAAACUGUAGCGCCGAGUUGUGGCUGAGAGAUUGGAUGAUUUGGAACAAAAGUUUAUCGGAUGGUGAAACAUGUUACUACUCUACUUCCGAAUCGAAAGCAGAUAUGACUAAAUACAAUUGCACGUUCCCGGAAACGUUCACUAUUAGUGAAAGUUUGCCUCCAGUUAACUUAUACAGUACUGAAAUGAUAAAUAAAUUGCUAAGAUACUACGGGUAUAUAAAUAACAAAACAGAGAAAGCAUCCUACAGACGAAAUAACAAUAAAGGUACCAAUGAAUUAAAGUUAAAUAGAACUGUAAUACAAAAUACGGAUAAAAACUCAAUUUUAUUCGACAAACCAAAAAGAGUUGAUUUAAGAAUUGAUAAUACAAUUCCGUCAAAUGAUUACUUAAACGACACGGCUAUUGUGAAGGCAAGAGAGUCAUCAAAAGUUUUGGAUCAAAACAAAAUUCAAAACGAUCAAUUUAAUAUCGAUCAUAGAUUUUUAGAUAUUGAGCCCUUUUUAUCUAACCGCAAUACGAAGCUGGAGAACGAUGAAGAGAGUAUAGAAAUACGCAGAAAAAACAGAUCUGGAAAACGUCUGAAUACGCCUGUCAAUAUAACUAAGAAAACAAGUAUGAAGAGCGAUGGAAAUGUAGACACUAAGCCGGGGCAGCUUUCAGCAGCCGUAAAUUUGGAUAACGGGACGGUCCAUGAGAGGUUAAGUACAAAUUCUGAUGAAAAAAUGGAAUAUUCGCCGUAUCAAUCGGCUCAUUCCAGUUUCGCGCAGUACAUGGGGACGCUUGCAGUGUCGGCGUUGAUAGUUACAUCGUUGAUCCUGUGGGCGAGCUUCAGGCUGCGCUACCGCCGGCGGCGGGAGCCGGCGCGCGCCGACGCCGGGGACCAGAUAGAGGUAGCCAACAUAUCUGGCGGCGUGCUCUGGUGACACCUCCGUGCAGCCGACCCCACGCCUUUCGAAUACGAUUCUCUUCUGACGUAGUACUUCUCGGAGCGGUCGGCUGCACGCGGCUAGGAAGAUGUUUGUGAUAUAAUUGGACGUAAAUAUUUUUUUAAUGAAAAAUAAUUACAAAGAGACUCGGUGGAUAGCUGUGGACUGUUUGUGUCAAAGUGUAAAUAAUUGUUUCGUUGAAAUGUCAGAGGACACUAGAUGAUAGAAAUAUAAAUAUUUUUGUGUAAAUUCGUGAUAGAGCUGCGAAUACUGAUUUCAAUAUUUUAAUAUAACUUUACUACAGUACUUACAGUUACUUUCUCUGAAUGUCGAUAUCGCUCUAAAUUUAAUUUGGGGAAUCUAAAACUCAAUAGCAGCACAUUGAUGGCUUCCCAUCCAAAACUUUUUGUAAUCAUCGAGUGCGCAAACUGUUUAAGCUGCUCUUAUGAUUAAUUAAAAGUGAGUUUAGAAUGUUCAACGCUGAGAUGUAAUUUAAUGCCUGUAAAUACUUAUUAAUUUGAGUAUUUUGUAUGAAUAUAGGAUGUGUACUAUAUUAUUAUUAACGCCAAAAAUUGCAAAAGCAGACCAUGUCUUCCCCGUUAACCCUUUUAUUGUAAUAUAUAACUAUUAAUUAAUAAUUAUGAUAGCCUAUUUUGUACCCUGUAAAGGCAAGUGCCAAAUAGCUAUUUCUUUUUUUGGAAAUAGUUUUGCUUACGUUGAUGCCAAUAUUGUUCAUAAUGUUACUUAAUACAACGUUUUUUUAGAUUGAUGUUCUAUGCACCGUAUAUUUAUCAUCUGCCGCCUUUAAUUUAUCUAUGUGCUUACAAUAAUUUACGAUCAGUUACAUAGUAGACUCCAGAUAGUUUGGCACAUAAUUAUACCAAAACAUUUAUGAUACCGACUAACGUAUGCAUAGUUCCCAAAGAGAGGAUUCAGUUUUCAUACUAUAAAUGGGGCUUUAGUUGAUAAACACCUACUUUGUCAUAUUAGUUUAGUAAUUACUAGAUAAAAUGUGGUUACAUUUUUAUUUGCUGAAACUCGUAAUAUGAGCAGUGUAUAACAAAUCCAGUUGCAUUUAAUGGUUCAAUAGAUUGUACAAAUUGUUUCACAUAAUAUUGUUACAUCACAUUCAUCACUGAAACUAAGGUUGUAACUCGAUAUAUAACGUUUUGAAGACAAUGAUGUGUAGAUAAUUAUAUGUUUUUACGUAAA